CGCGCGGAGAUAUUGACGGGCGUUAAUCUACUGUCGACCGCGAACUUGAUUCAGCAUCUCCUGACGAUAGCGUUGGCGCUGAUGUGGUUGCUGGGGCAGCCAUUGGCUGGGGCUGCCUCGAGGAAGUCCUCCAAACGGCAUAGACGACGAGUUGCGGAACCUGAGGAAGUGGCAUCUCGAGGCAGUGAUGGCAGCGGGAUUGGUGAUGCUCGCAAUCUUCAAGGUUCUCCAUUUGAGAUGUCAAGUACUGCCUUUCAAAUCCCUGACUUCUUCUAUCUCGUACGCCAUACGAGCAGUAGUAUACGAUCUCUUUGCGGUGAACCAUCGUUCUGGUCAAGUUCCACGAUCAGUAACCUGUUGAAAGUGGCCUCCGCUGGAAUUAUGCCUAACUACAGUUAUCAAUAAAUACCUUUUUUUAUUUUAUCACAC
Molecule: messenger RNA, 429 nt
Organism: Gryllus bimaculatus (two-spotted cricket)
Lineage: Eukaryota; Metazoa; Arthropoda; Insecta; Orthoptera; Gryllidae
Source: the annotation of a GenBank genome assembly